Parathielavia appendiculata is the source of this 519-nucleotide messenger RNA. RefSeq lists its product as uncharacterized. Lineage: Eukaryota; Fungi; Ascomycota; Sordariomycetes; Sordariales; Chaetomiaceae. Gene Ontology annotation, cellular component: cytoplasm; actin cytoskeleton; actin cortical patch. Gene Ontology annotation, biological process: actin filament depolymerization; actin filament severing. The transcript is spliced from 7 exons. Gene Ontology annotation, molecular function: actin filament binding. Bases 1 to 519 code for a protein of 172 amino acids. The record is from RefSeq and is a predicted model, not a curated record.
AUGGUUGCACCAGCCUGGCGAUUUUGGCGGGUAGAUUCGCAGUUCAUCACAGAGACGGGACGUUUCUUGUUGAGACAUAAUAUCGGGUCUCCCCCUUAUCUCUCAAUCCGGCUCAACAAGAAGUACAAAUACGUCAUCUUCAAGCUCUCGGACGACAACAAGGAGAUCGUCGUCGAUAGCACCAGCGAGGAUGGGCCCGGUUACGAGGACUUCCGCAACAAGCUUAUCAACGCCCAGACCAAGAGCAAGACUGGUGCUGUGGGCAAGGGACCCCGAUAUGCGGUCUACGACAUCGAGUACGACCUCGCGUCCGGUGAGGGUAUCCGGAACAAGAUUACCUUCAUCGCCUGGUCGCCUGAUGAUGCCGGUGUGAUGGCCAAGAUGGUUUACGCCUCGUCCAAGGAGGCCUUGAAACGCGCCCUGCCCGGUCUCGCCGUUGAAGUGCAGGCCAACGACACCGACGACAUCGAGUGGGAGUCGCUGGUGAAGACGGUCAGCAAGGGCACCGCAGCCCGUUAG